UGCCUUGGGCAGUUUUGUUACUCCUACCCUUCAAGAUGAUCUAGAAAGCGGUGAAGUUAACUUGGUUUCUGUUGAUGAUCUAAUGAAAAUGAAAGAGGAUGGCAAGCAUUGGGUCUGUGGAGAGAUAUUGGCAAUAGACAGUUACCGAGAUUGGUACUAUAUUUCUUGCAAGGGGUGUAGUAGAAAAGUGAAAUCUGAAGGUGAUAGUUUCAGGUGUGGAGCGUGCAACACUACAGAAGUUGUUCUGAGGUACAAGGUCAAUGUGAGGGUGAUGGAUGAAACCGGUCAUGCUUCCUUUGUAUUUUGGGACAAAGAAUGCACUGCUUUGGUAGGAAAGACAGCAAAUACUCUUCGUGAAGAGAUUGAAAAGAAAGGUGCUGGACUUUACUAUUUUCCAGUUGAAAUUGAUGCAUUGGUUGGAAUUGAGGGGUUGUUUCGAGUUCAAACAAAGAGUGAAACUAUAAGCUACAGGGGUGUGCCAACGUUUAGUGUAAUUGGGAUGAAUUGUGAUCCUGCCGUUGUGGGUUUGUACAAGAGCAAGAAUAAAGGAAAAGCAGUGGAGGAUGAAGAUGAUUUC
Molecule: messenger RNA, 577 nt
Organism: Cuscuta epithymum
Lineage: Eukaryota; Viridiplantae; Streptophyta; Magnoliopsida; Solanales; Convolvulaceae
Source: the annotation of a GenBank genome assembly